CCUUGACUUAAAUACCUACUGCCGAAACGGCUAGUAAUACAUCAUUUUUAAUCUCGGAUUUAAAACGAUAUUUCAUUCGUUGACGCGUGUGCUUAUAAUUAAUCAAUUCUAAUCCUUUAACGUUCGACAUCCAUAGUUGUUCAUAGUACCUGGAUACCACCCAACGAGUGACCCUAUCUACAACCAUGUUGUGGAAACAAUCUACUGCGUAAGCCUCAUCAUUUAAUCCCAGAUACCCCGAACUGUGCUGAUGAAUUCAAUAGGGCUGUCGCCGGUCUUUUAUCUUCGGCGAAAGGCCUUGCACAACCCAAACUAUCUGCACGUGCUACAGGAACAAUCGACAACUAUCUCACCUCGGAAAGCCCAGUCGCUCUUCAAGGUGUCUUGAAUAACAUUGGCCCUAAUGGCUCCAAGGCUCCUGGUGCCAGUGCCGGAAUUGUUGUUGCCAGUCCAAGUACAGUUGAUCCUAACUGUGAGUCGAUCAAUACUAAGUCCUACAUCAACUUGGCAUUCGAUACUAAUUUCAAUUAGACUUUUACACGUGGACUCGUGAUUCGGCUUUGACUUUCAAAUAUCUAAUUGAUACUGCCAAUUCAAGCUACCAAACUCUCAUUGAGGAUUAUGUAACUUCUCAAGCAAAGCUUCAAACAGUCGAAAAUCCUUCGGGAGAUCUCGAGUCAGGUGCAGGUUUGGCAGAACCAAAAUUUUACACUAAUGAGACUGCCUUUUUAGGAGAGUGGGGACGUCCUCAACGUGAUGGACCGGCUCUACGUGCAACAGCUUUGAUAUCCUUUGGAAAUGACCGCCUUGCUUUGGGACAGAACGAUACUGUCAAGGAUAUUAUCUGGCCUAUUGUUCGGAAUGACUUGGCCUAUGUCGCACAGUACUGGAAUUUAUCCGGCUUCGACUUAUGGGAAGAGAUUAAUGGAUCCUCGUUUUUCACUACCGCUGUUCAACACCGAGCAUUGGUGGAGGGAACAAAAUUUGCCACUGCCCUUGGAGAAUCAUGUGCAGACUGUGAGGCGCAAGCCCCUGAGGUUCUUUGCAUGUUACAAAACUAUUGGAAUGGAACCAGUAUCAAUUCAAACAUCAAGGUACAAUCAACAACCUAUGAUCGUUCCGGAUUGGACUGUAACUCGAUCUUGACUUCGAUACAUACCUAUGAUCCUGAUCCAGCUGUGGGAUGCGACUCCACCACUUUCCAGCCCUGUUCCGACCGUGCUCUCGCAAAUCACAAAGUGCUGGUUGAUUCUUUCCGUUCUAUCUACACCGUCAAUUCAGAUGCUUCAGCAGGUCAAGCAGUGGCUAUUGGUCGUUAUCCAGAAGAUUUCUAUCAAGGAGGAAAUCCCUGGUAUAUGUGCACGUACGCAGCAGCAGAACAACUAUAUGAUGCCUUGUGGACAUACAAUAGUACCAAAAAUAUCAUCGUAACGGAUGUCAGCCAGCCUUUCUUUGCCGACCUGGUCCCAGGAAUAGAGAAAGGAACCUUUGCAAGUGACUCGACUCAGUAUGCGGAUAUAGUCAAAGCCAUGCAAGAUUAUGCAGAUGGCUUCGUGGCAGUUGCCGAGAAAUACACCCCAGAAGAUGGAGCCCUCGCCGAACAAUUUUCUCGCGAGAAUGGCACAGCCUUAAGUGCAGGAGAUCUUACAUGGUCUUAUGCAUCAUUCCUCACGAUGCAACGUGCUAGAGAAGGAAAACCUGGUCCUAGUUGGGGAGCUGCAAGUGCUAUUGCGAAAGGUGUUCCAGAUAAGUGCUCGGGUGGUGGUGUAAAGGGAUCUUAUUCUACUCCUGCUGUUAAGGCAUUCCCUAAGGAUGAAGAGGGCACUUUCGGGACAAAUAGUAGCUCGGCUUCAGCUGCUGGAACGGGAACAGCGACUGGUACCGCGACGGGUAGUGCGGCGAGUGCGGCAAAAUCGAAGAGUGCCGGAAACAGACUUACGCCUUUGGGAUUUCUCCGAUUUUAGGAGUAGAGGGAGACUGUUUAGAUGGAUAGUGACUAGAGAUUUUCUGAGAUUUUGGGAAAGUUUUUCGUGAACGUGUGGUAUGAUAUUUUUAUGAUGGUAUACGUAAUGGCUUGAUUGAAUUCUAUUUGAUGUUGGAUUAGUUGUAGGGUAUUGAUGUAAGACUUAUUUACAAGAGAUGAGACACGAGGGGUACUUUCAUACCAGAUGAUGAUUAAUUUUACUUCUGGAUUCGGCUCUGCUAUGUCCAAUGGAUAUUCUAUGCCUGUCUGGCUUUUAUUAACUAAUUAAUUCUAUGUACUAAUUCAUUAUCUGAAAC
Messenger RNA from Sclerotinia trifoliorum, 2280 nucleotides. The record is from the annotation of a GenBank genome assembly. NCBI's taxonomy places the organism in Eukaryota, Fungi, Ascomycota, Leotiomycetes, Helotiales, Sclerotiniaceae.